UAUUGUUGUAUACAUAGAUAAUUCAAGAUGCCGGUGCUAAGACAAGAAAUAUUGAAAACAAACCUCACUGUUCUAGACCCAUCAGAGUACAUAGCAGCAAACAAAACAGUUCCAACGUUUGUUGACCGAAGUGAUGAUGUUGCCUGGAUGUUGGCUUGUUCCCUUAUCCUGUUUACUAUGCAGACAGGGUUGGCCUUGAUGGAGUCUGGGAUGUGUUCUCUAAAGAAUGAAGUUCACUUACUCAUGAAAAAUACGGCAGCUUGCUGCUUUGGAGGUUUAACCUACUGGGCAAUAGGCUGGUCUUUAUCCAAUGGCCAGGGUGAAUAUUCAACUCCGUAUUAUGGUUGGGGAGAAGCGUUCUAUGAGCCUGAUUGGUUGGACAGUGCCAGCAGUGAACGAGCACUAUUUUUCUUUUACCAGGAGGGGUUAAGUGCUCUAUCCACUUCUAUUGUUUCUGGAGCUAUGGCUGAAAGAGUUAAUUUUCGAUCGUUUCUGGUGUUCUCAAUCUUCAACACUCUUGUCUAUGCCUUACCAGCAUACUGGAUGUGGGCACCUAAGGGAUUUCUGAAAGAACUUGGGGCAAAGGAUGACGCAGGAUGUGCGGUUGUUCAUCUCUGUGGGGGAUUUUCGAGUCUGGUUGCCACCCUUUACCUGGGACCAAGAACUGGACUAGCGUUCAGCAAUGAAACGGUCGUAAUGGGGAACCCUACUUUCUGCUGUGCUGGACUGUUUAUAACCUGGUGGGGAUAUCUCGCAAUGAACUCUGCAAGCACAAUGGGGGUAGAGGGAACGAGGUGGCUGCAGUCUGCGAAAGCAACAGUGCUCACCAUGCUUUCUUCAUUCGGUGGUGGAUCAGUUGCUUUGUUCAUGUGCUAUAUUUUCUAUGGUCAUGUAAUACCUGUUGGAAGAAUAGUAAAUCCUAUUAUGGGAUCUUUGGUUGCUUAUACGGGAAUCACUUUCCUCUGCACAUCCUUUGAAGCAAUCACAAUUGGGAGUGUGGCAGCUGCAUUGGUCUUCUUGGCAAUGCUGUUCCUGGAUGAUCAUCAUUCUAUUGAUGAUCCUUGCUGCACUUUCAUAGUGCACGGGCUAUGUGGAGUAUGGGGCAUGCUUGCUGUUGGAUUAUUUGCAGCAGAAGAUACCAUUAGUGAGGGUUUUUCCUUUAAUAAAUACAAUGGUGUUUUUCAUGGAGGUUUCUAUCUUAUUGGAGUACAGGCUUCAAAAGAAUCUGCUAUUUUCCUUGUUGCUAUUGCCCAAGAGGCAACUUCUGAGGCGCCGCAGGCUGAAAUAGCAGCUGGACGCUUCGACAAAGAUAUGCUUAGGGGCGGAGAGCAGCGGCUAAAACAGACUUGGGAAGUUUCCACUUGGGACAUGCCUUUGAGAAAGUUCCUUACAUUGUCUAAAGUGCUGUAA
Eurytemora carolleeae is the source of this 1410-nucleotide messenger RNA. Its product is annotated as putative ammonium transporter 3. The transcript has 15 exons. Gene Ontology annotation, cellular component: membrane. Gene Ontology annotation, biological process: ammonium transmembrane transport; ammonium homeostasis. Gene Ontology annotation, molecular function: ammonium channel activity. The record is from RefSeq and is a predicted model, not a curated record. NCBI's taxonomy places the organism in Eukaryota, Metazoa, Arthropoda, Copepoda, Calanoida, Temoridae. Bases 28 to 1410 code for a protein of 460 amino acids.